This is a messenger RNA of Saccostrea echinata, 1135 nucleotides long. RefSeq lists its product as uncharacterized. NCBI's taxonomy places the organism in Eukaryota, Metazoa, Mollusca, Bivalvia, Ostreida, Ostreidae. Bases 15 to 764 code for a protein of 249 amino acids. The record is from RefSeq and is a predicted model, not a curated record. The transcript has 5 exons.
CAAAGGCAAUCAAGAUGGACAAAAAGCAGAUAUUACUGUUAACUUUGGUGACAGUGUUUAUUACAUUUGGUUUGUGGUUGUCAUCCAUUGUAACAAGAGGCUGGUUCGUUUUAACUGUAAAAACUACUAGUAUUCAGCCGACAUCGAUUCUUAAGAACAUUUUGUCCUUGAACUCCCUUCUGAAUCUCAACAACAUCAUUUCCUCUAAAAGAAUUUCUUUGCCACCAGUGCGUGUAGAACUGAGCAUAUUUUAUUGCACACUGUGUACAGCUGGUAAUUGUCUUCGUGUCCCCUUUGAUAAACUCCCUUCAGCAAUUUCUGCGGUGGUUGAGAAUCUCCCUAGGCUACUAGAACUUCAAAUAACGAGUACAGUUGCCCUAUCAUUAUGUGUAAUUGGCUUUUUCCUUCUCAUGUUAAACUUUGGAUCCACCUCUAAAGUAAUGGUUGGUGGUAUUACCAUUCUUGUGGCUGCUUUAUCUGAAUUAUUCUUGAUUCUUCGAAUGGUCAUAGCAACGGUUCAAGUGGCAUUAGAUUCUGUUGAAUCCACUCUCAGUCUUUUGAACCUGAACGUCAUAGAGGUUGAAGUUCAUACUCCUUACUCCAUCAUCCUGGCUGGUAUCGGUCUGGUGUUUAUCAUACUGGGCAUGGUUAGCAGCCGAAUAUUAUAUUCCAAACUACGAGAAUCGUCCACGGAUGGACGAAUGAUGAAUUCGGUUUCUUCAAUUCCCCCAAUCAACCUCACCAUCCACCGAGAACGUUACUAAUUUUUUUAAUGAUCAAUUCAUAAACAAAUGUUUUGUGCAUAAGAUGGCUUGAGAGACGUUGUGUCAGUUUUGUUACUUUGUAUAUGUCAGUUUUUAGACUGAAUACCUUUUUCAGAAAAAUUCUUAUGAGUUAGACAAAAUUUUCAAAUCUUUAAUGAGUACCGUAGCAAUAGAAGGGCACAUGUAUUAUUUUCAAUUUCAUGACAAUGCGUUGUUAAUAAAGUUUUUACAAAAAUUUCAUAUCUUCAAGAAACAAAGUAAUUGCAGAGUUGCAAAAUUGUUAUCUCAUAUGUAUAACUUUUGUGAAAAGAACACAGACUGGAUCGUAAUAAGAAUAUUUAUGAAUUUUUAUUCACGCUUGAUAAGCUUGU